Molecule: messenger RNA, 2759 nt
Organism: Hydractinia symbiolongicarpus
Lineage: Eukaryota; Metazoa; Cnidaria; Hydrozoa; Anthoathecata; Hydractiniidae
Product: long-chain-fatty-acid--CoA ligase 4-like
Exons: 14
Coding region: 171-2300 (709 amino acids)
Biological process (GO): long-chain fatty-acyl-CoA metabolic process; neuron differentiation; long-chain fatty acid metabolic process
Cellular component (GO): lipid droplet; plasma membrane; endoplasmic reticulum
Molecular function (GO): long-chain fatty acid-CoA ligase activity
Source: RefSeq, a predicted model, not a curated record
GGUAAAAUCUGAAUGUACACACUCGCGCUGUUGAGUGAAAAGGCUAGAAAGCCAUUGUUUUCCAAGAACGAUUGCGUUAUUGACAUUCAUUGACUUAAUGAUGAGAUGAGAUAAUAAUACUGCUCGGAAUUAUAUUUAUAAAAAUUGUUCUUUGCCUUAAAUAAGCAAAAAUGGCGGAGAAGAAGUUCACUUCAAUAGAAACUCUAGCACUAUACACGUGCCAUAUUAUUGGGUGGUUUUGGAAUGUGUUUACGUUUUAUCCAUGGUUUUAUUUAAGUGGAAAUUUUAAAAAACCUCGAUUUGGGAAAAUUCAAGCAAAGUCUGUAUCCUCUUCGCCUGCUGGUCCUUAUCGUAAUUUAAAUCAUUUCGAUAAAUUAAUAUCCGGAUUUGGUAAAGUGAAAACAUUAGAUGUUUUGUUUCGCCAUUCUGUUGAACAACAUGGUGAUAGAGGCUGCAUGGGAACUAGAGAGUUGUUAUCAGAAGAAGAUGAAGUUCAGCCAAAUGGACGUAUUUUUAAGAAAGUUAUUUUGGGUGAGUACAAGUGGUUGUCUUACAAUGAAGCGUAUGAUCAUGUCCGUCGAAUAAGUAGUGGAAUCAAAGCUCUGGGUGUUGAAACAGGAGAAUUUGUUGUAAUAUUUGCUGAAACAAAAGCAGAAUGGAUGUUAAGUGCACAAGCAUGUUUUAUGAGAAACUUUCCUGUUGUUACAAUAUAUGCAACACUUGGCGAUGAAGCUCUUGUCCAUGGCUUUAAUGAAGCAGAAUCUAAAUUUAUUAUGACUGAUGCAGCUUUACUACCAAAGCUAAAAAAAUUGUCAUCGCAACUGCAUUUUAUUAAAACAAUAGUUUUCUUUGGAGAUGCAAAGAAGUCACUUAUAAAUGAAUUUCCUGACCAUAUAAAAGUUUACUCCUUACAACAAGUCAUUGAUUUAGGAUCUAAGCUAAAGAACAUUGAAGUACCUGUAGAAAGCCCAAAACCUGAUGAUAUUGCUGUUGUAAUGUACACAAGUGGGUCUACUGGUGUGCCAAAAGGUGUGAUCAUUUCACAUUUAAAUAUAACCAGUGCUCUAUGUGGGAUGAUAAUUGGCGUUCCUCUAGGGCCAUCACAAAGAUACAUCGCAUAUUUGCCACUCGCACACAUAAUGGAACUCAUUUGUGAGUGUGCUUGUUUAAGUUUUGCAACACCAAUUGGAUAUUCUAGUGCUUUAACCUUAUCUGAUCAGUCGUCAAAGAUUAAAAAAGGAUCAAAAGGUGAUGCAUCGAUUUUAAAACCAACAUUAAUGUGUGCUGUGCCUAUGAUCAUGGACAGAAUGAGAAAGGCUGUUAUUGACAAAGUCAACAGUGGACCAAGAUCUGCUCAGUUGUUUUUUAAGUUUGCGUAUGAUUACAAGUUAAAACAAAUACAGCAAGGAUAUGAUACACCUUUGCUAAAUCGUGUGCUGUUCAACAAAGUUCGUGGUAUAUUAGGUGGUUGUCUAAGUUUUAUGUUGAGUGGUGGUGCUCCGUUGUCUAAAGAAACAGAAGAGUUUAUGAAUGUGUGUUUUUGUUGCCCCGUUGGACAGGGAUAUGGGUUAACAGAAACAUGUGCUGGUGGCACCCUAUGUGAAGCUUGGGAUCAAUCCACAGGAAGAGUUGGUCGACCAGUAGGUAGUGCCGAAAUUAAACUUGAAAGCUGGGAAGAAGGUAGCUACACAGUCAAUGAUAAACCAAACCCGCGAGGAGAAAUUAUAAUUGGUGGAGCAAAUGUUUCCUUGGGAUAUUGGAAGCAAGAAGAAAAGACAGCGGAAUCUUUUAAAGUGGACGACAAUGGACAGCGGUGGUUUUAUACUGGAGACAUUGGAGAGGUGGAGUCAGAUGGUGUUCUCAAAAUCAUCGACAGAAAAAAAGAUUUGAUCAAACUCGCCCAUGGCGAGUACGUGUCACUCGGAAAAGUUGAAGCUACUUUGAAACACUCGAAAUAUGUAGAGAACUGUUGCGCUUACGGUGAUAGUCAAGAGAGCUACAUGGUAGUGUUGGUCGUACCAGUGGCAGCUCAACUGCAUGCGCUGGCUAACUCGCUUAGUGUCGAUGGAAGUUUAGAAGAAUUGUGUAGCAAUAAGAAAGUGGUUGAAGCUGUUUUGAAAGAUGUUACAGCUGUCAGUAAAGAAGGCAAAUUGAACAAAUCUGAAACGCCAUCAAAAUUAAAGUUGUGCGUAGAGCAAUGGACACCCGAAAGCGAACUUGUAACUGCUGCCUUCAAAUUGAAACGAAAAAAUAUUCAAAACUUUUACGAGAAAGAUUUAGAAAUGCUUUACUUGAACUGAUUUUACUUUACAUUUCUUGUUUUUUUUUAUAUAUAUUUCAAAGUGUGUAAGAUUUAUAGAGUGUAAAAUAGUUUUUAUUGCAAUACCAAGCAACGUUUUCAUGAUAUGAUUUGGAAUGAAAGUUUGUAUAGAGAAGGCUUGGCUUGUGUCGGAAUAUUUCAUUCUUUCCGUUAUAACAUCACUGUUGUUACUGCAGCCAGAUUAUUGACAUUAAUAGCAACCCUAAAGCUAAAUUCACACUGAAAACGCAUAUUCUUGUGACGCAGACGCAGGAAAAACGCACCGCGCUGUAAAACAUGCGAGUGUGGAUUUAGCUUAAAACUCUCAACGGUGUUUAAAGUAGACCUUAGAAGAAUAUGUGUUUCUUUAAAUUGAUAAUUUAUAGUAUUAGAUUGUUAUUAUAUAUUUUUAUUGUUGUAUAUCCACGUCUUUAUUUUAAAAUACAGCUUUACAACCUUA